CUCCUUCAUUCUCUCCUCUCCAUCCAGAGCAGGCUGACACCUUCACCAUGACCUCCUACGCUCGCUCCGUCACCUUUUCCGGUGGAAACCGCAUCGGCGCCAUGAGGGCCCCCAGCGUGUACGCUGGUGCCGGAGGCUCCGGAGUCCGCAUCUCCAGCACGGGUGCCCCCAGAAGCUUCUCCUCCUCCGGUGCAGGCUUUUCCGCCUCCGGUGCUGGCUUCAACCUGGCCGACGCCAUUGACAUCUCAGACAACAAGAAAAUGGCCAUGCAGAACCUCAACGACCGCCUGGCCAGUUACCUGGAGAAGGUGCGCAAGCUGGAGGCGGCCAACGCCGAGCUGGAGCUGAAGAUCAGACAGUUCCUGGAGAACAAGACCAAACCCGAGGGCCACGACUACGCUCCCUUCAAGGCUGUCAUCAGCGACCUGCAGGACCAGAUCUUAGUGGCCAACCGCACAAACGGAUCUCUCUACCUGACGAUCGAUAACGCCAAGCUGGCUGCCGAUGACUUCAGGGUCAAGUUUGAGAACGAGCUGGCCAUGCGUCAGUCGGUGGAGGCCGACAUCGCCGGGCUGAAGAGGGUCCUGGACGAGCUGACUCUGGGAAGAUCCGACCUGGAGAUGCAGAUCGAAGGUCUGAGGGACGAACUCAUCCAUCUGAAGAAGAACCACGAAGAGGACCUGCUGGCUCUGAGGGCCCAGGUGGGAGGUCAGGUGAACGUUGAGGUGGACGCCGCUCCUCAGCAGGACCUGUCCGCCGUCAUGGCUGGAAUCAGAGAGCACUAUGAGACGGUUGCCAACAAGAACCGCAGAGACCUGGAGAGCUGGUUCCAGGCCAAGACCGAUGACCUCAAUAAGGAGGUCGCCGUGAGCACAGAGUCUCUUCAGUCAUCGCGCUCUGAGGUCACAGAGGUCAAGCGCUCGCUGCAGAGCCUGGAGAUCGAACUCCAAGCACAGCUGAGCAUGAAAGCGUCUCUGGAGGGAACCCUGGCCGACACCCAGGGCCGGUACAGCCUCAUGCUGGCAGGUUACCAGAAGCAGGUGUCCUCUCUGGAGAACCAGCUGGCCCAGCUAAGAGGCGACCUGGAGCGUCACCAACAAGAGUACCAGAUGCUGCUGGAUGUCAAGACCAGACUGGAGAUGGAGAUCGCCGAGUACAGGAGGCUGCUGGACGGAGAGCUGUUCUUGCCGUCCGCCUCCUCUUCAUCUCGUAAAGUGCUGAUCAUCACCAAAGACGUCUCGGACGAUGAAGAGGUCAGCUCCGACAAGAAGUGAAGCAACAGACGCCCGUCGACACGCCGCCCGCCGUUCUCAGAAAUAAACCAAUAAAAACCUUCUGAUG
Molecule: messenger RNA, 1341 nt
Organism: Chelmon rostratus (copperband butterflyfish)
Lineage: Eukaryota; Metazoa; Chordata; Actinopteri; Chaetodontiformes; Chaetodontidae
Product: keratin, type I cytoskeletal 13-like
Exons: 7
Coding region: 48-1274 (408 amino acids)
Molecular function (GO): structural molecule activity
Source: RefSeq, a predicted model, not a curated record